This is a messenger RNA of Lampris incognitus (smalleye Pacific opah), 4373 nucleotides long. It is a transcript of the gene iffo2b, whose product is annotated as intermediate filament family orphan 2b. The transcript has 8 exons. Lineage: Eukaryota; Metazoa; Chordata; Actinopteri; Lampriformes; Lampridae. The record is from RefSeq and is a predicted model, not a curated record. The coding region runs from base 116 to 1057 and encodes 313 amino acids.
UCUGGCGGCCUGGGUGUCUCCCCGCCUGCCGCCCAAUGACUGCUGGGAUAGGCUUCAGCAUCCCCGCGACCCUGAGUGGCUGGAGGAGGUGUCCAGGAGAGAACAGCUGGAGUCCAUGGUGGAAAACCUGCAGCAGGGUGCUCAGGAGUCUGCAGAAGUCCAGGACGAGCUGAAAGACAAGGUGGAGAGACUGAAGGCGGAGCUGGUGGUGUUUAAGAGCCUGAUGAGUGAUCAAAUGUCUGACUUGGACUCAAAGAUCCAGGAAAAAGCCAUGAAGGUGGACAUGGACAUCUGCCGGCGGAUCGACAUCACGGCCAAGUUGUGCGACGUCGCCCAGCAGAGGAACUCGGAGGACAUGUCGAAGAUGUUCAACGUCAGUCCUGCCAGGUCACUCCCAGAUAGGGGUGCCAUGGCUUGCUGUAGGAAGAAAGAGCGUAAGGUGGUGUCUGAUGAGGACAGUUCAGAGAUGGAUGCGGACCCCAGCACCUCGGAGGAAGAGGUCCCCGGGUCCCUCAACAUCACGGAUGAAAUGAAACGCGUGCUCAACCAGCUGCGGGAAACAUUUGAGAUCGAUGACGACUGCGACAGUCUGACCUGGGAGGAGAACGAGGAGACGCUGCUGCUGUGGGAGGAUUUCACCAACUACAACGUGCCCUACGCUGUCACCACGACGACCUGCGUGCCCACCUGUCCCACCGACAACAAUGGAGAGGGGGCGGAGCCAGACUCUCAGGAUCGAAGCCUUGGCAGCCUCAUAGAUGAGACGGAGUCGCUUUUUAAGACCAGAGAGCAAGAGUACCAGGAAACAAUCGAUCAGAUCGAGAUGGAGCUGGCCACAGCAAAGAGCGACAUGAACCGACAUCUGCACGAGUACAUGGAGAUGUGCAGCAUGAAGAGGGGCCUGGACGUACAGAUGGAGACCUGCCGGAGGAUGAUAAAAGGUGGUAGGAACUCUCCCUCCAUUAGUUCUGUGGCUAGCAGCGACUCAGGGAACACCGACGAGAUCCAGGACGAGAUCUCGGACAAGGACACCGAGGCAGACGGAUCCGCCAGUUGAUGGGCGGUCCAGCCCCGGUCCACCCCGUCUCUUUCUGGACUUUUCUUCGUUGACAAAUGGAAACAAAUGAAAAAAAAAAAAAAAGAUGCUCACAGAGGUCUGCCCUGCUUGGGUGGAGGUGGUGGGCCUGACUCGCCGACAGGGUCACUUUGUGCUCGGGCAGACCGGAGGUCGCGGCUGCUGAGGCCAAUCACAUCUGGUGCUUCUACCGUGUCUCCGUUGUUGUGGCAGGAAAGAGACGGGUGCAUCGUGUCGUGUCCAAGCUGUGCUCUCUUCCUCAAAGUUGGCCAUUUUCUAACAGUUAAGCUGGGCGGAGACAUGGUUUCUUUCUUUCUUUUAUUAACUGUUGGUUCAUAGACGCCCUCGACUUACUUCAGGAGUGGGAACAUAAACAUUAUUCAUUUUGGUGUCCUUCUGAGUUUUUUGUCUUUUUUUUUACAUUAUUUGAGACCACAAAAACUUCAGGGCCCCACCCCCCCAAAUGAAAAAUGAAUCACAUACUGAAGGUUUUCAGAGCGUUAUUUGUUACACACAGAUUAUUGAAGUGUUUUCUGCCAAAGACACCGACUAGUGGAAGCGAGUGUCCGGUUCGAGUGGUGAGGGGAAUCUGCAGGGUCUGACGGAGGAAAGGAGCACAGCCUUUUUGCUGCAUCAAUGCACUAUUCAACUUCUAUGCAACUUAGCUGGCCUUAUUUUUUGACUGGCUUCUCCCCCUCUCAUUUCUCUACAACCCCAUACUCUUCGCCUUUUAAGCAGAGCAGGUGUUUUCUAUCUGCCGUUUUGAAAGUUAUUUUUGUGUGUGCGUUUGAGUAUAAAAUGAUACGAGUUCCUUUUCCUGUUAUGGCGAUGGUAACGGCUGGAACAGUGCCCCAUCAGGGUCAAGCUCGGGGAGCGGAGGCCACCGCCCCCCGGAGAGACAUGCCAACACCAGUAAGAAUGUAGUACAAUCAAUGCAAACUGAUGAUAAACUGAUUUAUUUGACUUACACUGCCUUAUGUUGAUUGUCCGCUGGCUAAACUCUGAGCUCCAAGCCGGUCGUCGUUCUCUGGUAUUCAACCCCACCGCAUCAGUUUGCCGACAUCUUAAAAGGAGAGCUGGUACGUUACACUGUCAGAGGAAUGCAAUUCAUUCCUAGUUUCAGAUCCUUAACCAAAUCCACGUUUUCAGACCUCUUAAGAGGAAACCAAAGGAAUCAUUUUUUCAGUAGCUUUCCUUUCCUUCAGUCUUCAGAAGACCAAAAAGUGUACAUUUACCAGGAUGUUACAGCCGCUGUUAUUUAAGGCCUGGAUGGCGUCUGGUCUAAGGGCGCUCACGUAGUCUAUAAGUACAGGGCGCACACACUGUGCAGACGGACCACACCUUCUCAUAGUCUUUUCAUAGUCCGGUCGUACCAACACAUACCAAAGGCCUACAUUUCCCGCAAUCUUGGUGCGUCGUUUUCCUUUCCCGCCAGAAGUGACAGACUGUAAACCACAUGGCGCUGCCCCGGACGAGGAAGAAGAGCUGCUCUGUUGCCAGGCCGUGUUGGUGUCGGAAAGAAAAACCUGGCGGAGGUGGCAUGUUCGACCAGUUAACAAAGGGAGGGAUAGAGAGGGGGAGGUCAGCAUGUUGGCGAGGGAUAUGAGAAGUAUGGGUGAGGAAAAACAUCGUCUCCAUACUGUAUGAACGUUGUAAAGCCGCGAAGAAGAAACUAAAGAGGUUUUGCGGUGCCACGCGAAAUGCAUGCCGAUGUGAAACAGUUUCAUGCCGAGCUGUGUUUUGUGCGACAUCGGUACGUGGACGCUCGGGACGCGCGGUCACAGAAAUUGAGCUUCGCGCGGACACGGGCAGGCGGAUGUAUGCGGAGGUCCACUAUUGCGUCAUUUUACCCCCAGCGGAGUACAAUCCGUGUUUGGUACGUCAAGACUAUGAACUGGCCUUUUAACUGGGACUUCCUCUGGCCAACUCAUCUUAAUGCUAACUCGGCUUGCUUGGCCUGUCGACGUCAGAUGGUUAACUUCCUGUCCUACAGGGGGCACUGUUCCAUGUCCAUUACUCGUCCUGCUUUGUCUGCUCUCAAACGGGGGCUAGAACUGUAUGAUUGUACAUAGAGGGCUGUCGGCAUGUGAUCGUAUACCCCAGAGGCCUUUCUGUUCAUAUGGCUCUUUAUGCAACAGAUUGUGUUGUCUCAUGUUUCACUGGUUAUUGCUUCAUUGGGUCAGUGCAGGAGCUGCCCAGUGCAUGGGGAUGGAGGCGCUCUCUCUGGCCAUGUAUUUUAUAUUUGUAUUAUAAUUACCACGUGUUUCGUUGGAUCACAGACAAGUGCUUCCUCUGUCUCGGGAGUUUUAAAGAUGCAGAAUGUCAAGUCACACAUCUCUGUCAUUUCAGCAUGUUCCGCAGAAGACAAGAAACGCGUCCAUUGGAUUUCUAUAACUCGCUCUAUUUUGAACAAAACAGCUGCAAUGCAGACAAAUGCGCUGCUUUUUUAUUCUAAAGAAAGUGUCUCUUCUAAUCAACUAUUAACUAUAUUUAAAUGUGUCAGAAAAAUACUUAUUUUUCACUGUUUUUUUAAAUUACUCUAAUCCAGAAAAGACAUCUUCUCAUAUUGUGACAGGAGUAGCACCCUUGUUCCUGAUGUUUUAGUUACUGGAAAACCACAUCACAUCACCGCAAAAGGACAAGAAAAACCACCACUUUCCUUAUUUUCCACCACAGUGUUUAGAGUCACGGCGACCUGAGCGCUGAUGUGAAACCAGCCCGGCAAGUAGCAAAGAGCCAUGCUUAUCCUGCUACUGUUCUUUAUGUUCUUCCUUAUGUUCUACACUAAACAAGCUCACAGCUGACUGUACGGCGGGGACCAGGAGGCUAAAUGAGACGAUACGGCAUCUUUCACGUCGUACCUUGUCCGACAUCAUAACACGCGCCAUCCUGAACCACCAUCUGAACCACACACUAACCAGCCAACCAAAGCAAAUGUGUAAAGUUACUUGACGAAGAUGAGUGUAUAUCUAUGUGAAAAAGAUGUAUAAUCUCGAGCUGUGAUUUCUAAUAUUUCUGAGGAGUUUUACAGUCUUAAAUUACAGUGUUUGUACAGACAUACUAUACAUGUAUUAGGUUGCAAAGGCUUGUCCCCCCCCCAAACCAAUGAUUCAGGCAAAAUUCAGGGCAUAAUGUAUUGUCUCUACUUCCCACUCUGAAUCUGAUGAGAUUCAAGUGACACGACUGUCUAAACCCUCCUUGUUAAUGUGUGUGUUGACUGGAGGUGUCCUCUUACGAUUUUACAGGAAGAACCAGUGCUAAAAAUGUAGGUGUGUUAUUAAAGGUGCAAUGUGUAAGC